GACUAGCUAUCCCACAGAGUGAAGGAAGGUAAAUGUGAGUGCUCAUCGCUCCUAGCUGCAACCUCCGAAAGACAACAGAGCGGCCAAAGAAACUCAUCUCCAUCCUCUCCAUCAUCAUCUCGUCUCUGGAUCUGGUCUGUCCACAUUUCUCAACCAAUGUUCUUCUUCAUUUGAAUCGCGUGGAUUUAUUUUAUAUAAAUAUAUACUAUAUCUUAAAAACGGGUCACUAUGAUUAUAUUUACAUUCCACACCAGGAGACGGUUUCAUUGUUUGUAUGCCUGGGCGUUUUGCUGGCAAACCUUAUUUUGGAUUUUAUGUGCCGUCAGCGGAGAGGAGCAGCAUUUCAGUGUAGAGUCCUGGUUACAGAAAUAUGGCUACCUUCCACCAACUGACCCUCGGAUGUCUGUGUUGCGCUCCUCACAGACUAUGCAGGCUGCUAUCACUGCCAUGCAGCGGCUUUAUGGCAUUAACAUCACAGGAACAUUGGAUAGAAACACAGUAGAUGAUCUCACUUUAAGCUGGAUGAAGAAGCCUCGGUGUGGAGUGCCUGAUCAGUUAGGAGGAAUCUCCAGGUUCAGUGUCCGAAGAAAGCGCUAUGCACUGACAGGGCAGAAAUGGCAUCACAAACAUAUCACUUACAGCAUAAAGAACGUCACUCCUAAAGUAGGAGAAACGGAAACUCGUAAAGCCAUUCGCCGUGCCUUUGAUGUGUGGCAGAAUGUGACCCCCUUGACAUUUCAGGAAGUCCCAUACAGUGAGCUGGAGUCUGGCAAAAGGGACGUGGACAUUACAAUUAUAUUUGCUUCGGGUUUCCAUGGAGACAGUUCUCCUUUUGAUGGUGAAGGGGGAUUUUUGGCACACGCUUAUUUUCCUGGGCCAGGGAUUGGUGGAGACACACACUUUGACUCAGAUGAGCCAUGGACUUUAGGAAACCCAAAUCAUGAUGGAAAUGAUUUGUUUCUGGUUGCAGUUCAUGAACUGGGCCAUGCCUUAGGCCUUGAACAUUCCAACGAUCCCACAGCAAUCAUGGCCCCUUUUUACCAGUACAUGGAAACAGAUAAUUUCAGACUGCCUAAUGAUGAUCUGCAGGGUAUCCAGAAAAUAUACGGUCCACCAGACAAGAUUCCGCAACCCACAAGACCUCUUCCCACUAUCCCGCCACAGCGCUCAAACCCAACCCUGGAUCCGCGGAAGACCAACCGGCAACCCAAACUUCCCCGGCCACCUUCUUACCCUGGUGCCAAACCCAACAUCUGCGAUGGGAACUUCAAUACCCUGGCCAUUCUUCGCCGGGAGAUGUUUGUUUUCAAGGAUCAGUGGUUUUGGAGGGUGAGAAAUAAUAGAGUGAUGGAUGGCUAUCCCAUGCAGAUUGCAUAUUUCUGGAGAGGCCUCCCUUCCAAUAUUGAUGCUGUGUAUGAGAACAGUGAAGGGAAGUUUGUGUUCUUCAAAGGUAACAAAUUUUGGGUCUUUAAGGACACAACUAUUCAGCCAAACUACCCUCAAGACCUGUCAAUGUUUGGCAGUGGAAUUCCAGGUCAGGGAAUUGACACAGCAGUCUGGUGGGAGGAUGUUGGGAAAACAUAUUUCUUCAAAGGUGACAGGUACUGGAGGUAUAAUGAAGAGAUGAAGGCCAUGGACCCAGGUUAUCCCAAACCCAUCACUGUGUGGAAGGGUAUUCCAGAUUCUCCUCAGGGAGCUUUUGUCGACAAAGAGAACGGCUUCACAUACUUCUACAAAGAGAAGGAGUACUGGAAGUUUAACAAUCAGAAGCUCAGAGUGGAACCAGGGUACCCACGGUCCAUCCUUAAAGACUUCAUGGGAUGUGAUGGAUCAACAGAUAGAGAGAAAGAAAGUCACCACCCUCAGGAUGACGUUGACAUCGUGAUCAAACUGGACAACACGGCGAAUACUGUGAAAGCCAUAGCCAUCGUCAUCCCCUGCAUACUGGCCUUGUGUCUUCUUGUCCUGGUUUACACUGUCUUUCAAUUCAAAAGGAAAGGCACACCUCGCCACAUACUGUACUGUAAACGCUCUAUGCAAGAGUGGGUGUGAUUGGCGUGCUGUUUCCAUGGCAUUGGAAAUACCUGGAAAUGUAACAUGCAGACUAAUAAUGCUGUUGCCACGUGAGGAGCAGGCAUUUUCCCACCUUGGGGUGGCUGACGUAUAGUCCCCCACCUGUUCUGAGCAUGUGUGGGGAAUUCAACUAGGAAGCUUCCAUGAUACACAGUAUCCUCUGUUACUUCAAGUCCUUUGUCUUUCAUUGGCAAACCGUUCAGUAUCUUGGCCUUUUCUUAUUUCUUCUGCACGCUCAAAGCCCAUAGUAAACUUGCUGGCGUUAACAAGUUAUACUUUUCUAUUUAAUUAAGUUUUUUCAAUGUAUUAUUUUAAUGAACAUAUUUCAUUUAAUUCCCCUUUUUAAACCUUUUUUUAAAUUUUUUUUACUGCUUUUUGUUUUAAAGCGCACACCCAAAUAAACGAUUUCUCUCCA
Messenger RNA from Polyodon spathula (Mississippi paddlefish), 2488 nucleotides. RefSeq names its product matrix metalloproteinase-16. Lineage: Eukaryota; Metazoa; Chordata; Actinopteri; Acipenseriformes; Polyodontidae. The transcript is spliced from 11 exons. Gene Ontology annotation, biological process: proteolysis; collagen catabolic process; extracellular matrix organization. The record is from RefSeq and is a predicted model, not a curated record. Bases 229 to 2052 code for a protein of 607 amino acids. Gene Ontology annotation, cellular component: extracellular matrix. Gene Ontology annotation, molecular function: zinc ion binding; metalloendopeptidase activity.